Messenger RNA from Giardia duodenalis, 687 nucleotides. RefSeq names its product putative Hydrolase. Gene Ontology annotation, molecular function: phosphatase activity. The record is from RefSeq and is a predicted model, not a curated record. The transcript has a single exon. NCBI's taxonomy places the organism in Eukaryota, Fornicata, Diplomonadida, Hexamitidae. Bases 1 to 687 code for a protein of 228 amino acids.
AUGUCCUUGGGAGUCAAGGACGUAAGGGAUCUGCUGGACGGCGUGCGUGCGAUCAUCUUUGACCUUGACGGCACUCUCCUAGACUCAACAGGUGCAUGGGACACAGUUAAUCGUAGUACCUUUCUGACUAGGGGUAUGGACUAUCCAGACGACUUUAUGGACAAAAUUAGCGGGAAAACAGCUAUAGAUGCUGCCACAUAUUGUGUCAAGGAAUAUAACUUCAACGAUGUGACACCGGAGGAGCUUGCAGACAAGUGGAAAGAUAUAUACAUUGAGCUCUUCAGAACUCAGGUUUCAUAUACUCCUGGAGCAAUUGAGUUUGCGCGUGUUGCCAAGAGUCGCGGCAUGCUCCUCGCUAUAGGUACCGCAUGUCCCCAUGGUGCCAUUGAUGCAUUCUUCUCUGGACGACCAGAGGACAGAGACCUCUUCGACGCGAUUAUCUCUUGUGACGAUGUUUCUGCCAGCAAACCAGACCCUGCCAUUUACUUGGAGUGCUUCAAGAGGCUUAGUAUCAGUGCAUCUGAGGCUCUAAUAUUCGAGGACUCCAUCCACGGCUUAGAGGCUGCUAGGCGCUCAGGGGCAAGGGCCGUGGCUAUGCUGACGGGCCCGCGCCCACCCACUGACCGUCCCGAUUUGUCAAUCCACGUUGCAUCGACAUUUACAGAACUAUUAUCUGUAAACCAAUAA